This is a messenger RNA of Didymella exigua CBS 183.55, 1506 nucleotides long. RefSeq names its product FAD binding domain-containing protein. NCBI's taxonomy places the organism in Eukaryota, Fungi, Ascomycota, Dothideomycetes, Pleosporales, Didymellaceae. Gene Ontology annotation, molecular function: FAD binding. The transcript has 4 exons. The record is from RefSeq and is a predicted model, not a curated record. Bases 1 to 1506 code for a protein of 501 amino acids.
AUGUUUGGUCUGAAAGUUACGCUGCUUGCUGCAGCUCUUACGCCAUUGGCGGUUGCCCAGAACGAGACUGACCUGUGCUGUACUGCUCUGGCAGGCAGCUCGUUGAAGGCGCGUCUCCUCUAUCCGGGCCAAACCGCGUUCGAGUCACGGCUCGACUCUUACUUUGAUGUCAAGCAGCAAUCCCUAACACCGAGUUGCAUCGUCCAACCAAAAAAUACAAAAGAGGUUGCUCUCACGAUCAAGACUCUAACCGCUGUAUCGUCCGCAAAGUCCUGCAAGUUUGCCAUUCGCAGUGGUGGUCACACUCCGUAUGCUGGUGCAUCCAACAUUGAGGACGGCGUGACCAUCGAUCUACAAUACAUCAGCGCCGUCCAGUACGAUUCAAAAAACAGCCUCGUGAAGGUCGGCCCUGGUGCCAGAUGGAAUGACGUAUUCACAACGCUCGAGCCUCUCGGUGUUAUUACAACGGGCGGCCGAUCGUCGACUGUUGGUGUCGGCGGUUUGACUCUCGGGGGCGGUAUUUCGUACUUUUCUCCCGAGCACGGUCUGAUCUGCGACAACGUUCUUGAGUUCGAAGUCGUGCUUGCGGAUAGUCGUGUCGUCACGGCAAGCAAGACGCAAAAUCCAGACCUUUUCACGGUGUUGAAGGGCGGGAACAACAACUUCGGUAUCGUCACCCAGAUCAAAUUCCGGACCUUCAAGUACGAUGGUAUGUGGGGUGGCCUUGUCGUCUACCCUGAGACCACCAUUCAGGACCAGUUCAAGGCGCUCAUCAAGUUCUCCAACAAUGUCGACAAGAACGUAAAGUCGUCCGCCAUUGUGAUGCCCGUCUAUCAGUCAAGUGUGGGCGCUGACUUAAUUUUGAAUGCGUACGAUCAUGCUGAGCCUGUCGUUCGUCCUGCGGCUUUCGACGAGUUCCUUGCGAUACCUGGCAACGUCUCGGACAGCACCGCGGUGACGAACAUGUCCGACCUCGCAGCUGCCCUUGAAGGCUCUACUACCUCGAGCGUGUACUUCGGAACCCUCACCUUUGCCAACGAUCUGCGGGUUAUGACUGAGGCCCAUGAGAUCUACAAAGAUGUAUUGGCCAAUCUCAAGGCAAGGGCGACUGGUGACUGGCAGAUAUAUGUCCUGUACCAGCCCCUCCCACCUGCGUACUGGAAGGAUAGUGCCGCAAGGGGUGGCAACGUUCUGGGUCUAGAGCGCUUCAACGGUCAGACUUUGUGCUUAUACCAGCCUUACAUCUCCUGGCAGGGUGCUGAACAAGAUGCGCUGUUCCAGCAAGCUGGUGCAGACCUUGUCAACAGGAUUCGUGCCUACGCUGUCAGCAUCGGCGCCGACAACCCUUACCUGUACCUCGACUAUGCAGACAACACUCAGGAUCCUCUUACAGGCUACGGGGCGGAGAAUGUGAAGAAAAUGAAGGCGGCUGCGAAGAAAUAUGAUCCGAAGCAGAUCUUCCAGAAGAAUGUGCCAGGCGGGUUCAAGAUCUCGAAGGUUGCGUAA